CAUCGACCCCGUGGAGAGACAGUGCAUAGCGGCACGAAACGACACGUAUGAAGAACAAUAACUUCCUUCCUGCCACAAUCCUUCUCUGAGCAGGCAGACAUCAUCGCCAAUGGCUACGUAAAGCCAUCUUCACAGGCCAUCGAAUUCCUGUCGAGUCCUGCACAACACAAUGACAGCCUCCAUGGCUGCAAUACCGGUAGCUGUCGACCCAGUGUCGCUAGUCGUGACAGAAUGCAUUACCGUCACUUCGGCCAUGCGCAAGCAUGCGCGCUGGGCACAUUCGAGUAUAUCGUCCAUUCUCGGCUCCUCGACGCACUCGCGAACGACCUCCUCCGACCUUACAGCGCAACGGACUCUCCAAGAGCGGGAACGAACGCGAGCGAGCAGCAAGAUUGACCUAAUAGAGCCGUACUUCAGCAACUACAACAAUGGCAGCAGUAGUGGAGGUGGUGAUGACACCUCGCGAUGGGGUCUGCGCGGCAAGAAGGGCCAGUCACUACAGGACAAUCCUCUGAUGAGCGGGUUCGCAAAGCUGAGAGCUGAGCUGAAGGGCGUUAGAGACAUUGAGACGAUUGCUACGCCGGACCUACUGCAUCCCUUCCUCCAGGUCAUACGAUCCAGCAGCACUACUGCGCCCAUUACGAGUCUCGCUCUGAUCGCCAUCACCAAGAUGCUGGCAUACAAUGUCAUCAGUCCCAACAGCCCUAAAUUCGCCCAAGGCAUGCAGCUGCUGGCAAGCUCGGUUACCCAUUGUCGGUUCGAGGGCGACAACUCUCCUUCGGACGAAGUUGUGUUCCUACGCAUUUUGAAGCUUAUGGAGGACAUGAUAUGUGGGGCGUCAGGAGAAGUGCUGGGAGACCAGUCCGUGUGCGAGAUGAUGGAGUGCGCGCUCUCCAUCUGCUGCCACUUGAGGAUGUCCGAGGUUCUCAGAAGAAGCGCGGAAAUUAGCAUGGUCACAAUGUGCCAGACCAUCUUCACCAGGCUCAAGACGCUGGAAGCAGAAUUUGAGGGUGACGAGGUUGGAGACAUGGAGCAAGAGCUGGGCCCGGAGGAGAUGGAGGCCGCUAAGAUUGACUCCAAUGGUGAUCUUGGGCCUGAUAAUAUGAAGAAGCAACGGUCGAGUCUGACGCUCGAUGUACCUGGGACGAACACGGAUACGCGACCGAGUACGGACAUGAACAGCAGUCAGAUUGAUCUGAGCUCAAGAAGUGGAGAAGAAGAGCCGGAGGACGAUGUUGAUGUCAAGCCUUAUGGGCUUCCGAGUAUUCGGGAGCUGUUCAGAGUGCUAGCUGAUCUACUGGACCCGCAUGAUCGACAACGCACAGACACGCUCAGAGUAAUGGCCUUGCGUAUUGUCAACGUCGCGUUGGAGGUUGCCGGGCCCAGCAUCGCGAACCACCCUUCCUUGGCCAGUCUAGCGAAGGACACCCUGUGCCGGAAUCUGUUCCAGCUGGUCAGGAGCGAGAAUAUUGCAAUUCUACAUGAGUCGCUCAGAGUGGCGGGAACGCUGCUUGCAACAUGUCGAAGUGUGCUUAAGCUCCAGCAAGAACUUUUCUUGAGUUACGUGGUGGCGUGCUUACAUCCUCGAGUACCCAUACCCGAAGAGCCAAACAUUGAUCCUUCACUAUAUCAGGGCGUGCCUCACGCCCCGACCUUGACACGACCACAGCCUUCGACGCCCGGGGGCAACAAUGUCCCGUCGAGCGGCCGCUCUACACCCGUGCCUGUUCGAGAUCGACAAAAGCUGGGUAUGGAAGGAGGCUCGAGGAAACCAGAUGCGAGAGAAGCGAUGGUGGAGAGUGUUGGUGGUCUUGUUCGAAUACCAAGCUUCAUGGCAGAGCUCUUCGUCAACUACGACUGCGAGACCGAUCGAAGUGACCUCUGCACAGACAUGGUCGGACUACUGUCAAGAAAUGCCUUCCCGGAUUCCGCAACUUGGAGCACGACCAACGUGCCUCCGCUCUGUUUGGAUUCUCUCUUGGGAUUUGUGCAGUUCAUUGCUGAGCGCAUGGAUGACGAGCCUGUUACUACUGGUUUGCCCGAAGUGCAAAAGCUGCGAGAGCAGCGGCAGCGGAAGAAGGUCAUAAUACGUGGCGCGACCAAGUUCAACGAGAGCCCUAAGGGUGGCAUCGCUUUCUUGGCCGCUUCUGGCAUCAUUGCAGAUCCAAACGAUCCGCACUCUGUGACAAGCUUCCUGAAGGGUACCACACGGAUCGACAAGAAAGUCCUUGGAGAGUUCAUUUCGAAGAAGUCGAACGAGGCUAUUCUUGACGCUUUCAUGGAUCUGUUCGACUUUGGCGACCUUCGUGUUGAUGAGGCACUGCGGCAGCUGCUCAACUCAUUCCGUCUUCCUGGAGAGUCUGCGCUGAUCGAACGGAUCGUGACAGUCUUCUGUGAGAAGUACAUGAAGGCUGUCCAGCCGGAACAAAUUAUCGACACUGACGCUGCAUUCGUGCUGACGUACGCUAUCAUCAUGUUGAAUACCGACCAGUACAAUCCCAACGUCAAGGCAACAAAUCGGAUGAAGUUUGAGGACUUCCAGCGCAACCUCCGUGGCGUCAACGGUGGAAAGAACUUUGAUGAAGAGUUCUUGCGCAAGAUCUAUGAAGCAAUCAAAGCUCGCGAAAUCGUUCUGCCCGAAGAGCAUGACAACAAGCACGCUUUUGAGCAUGCGUGGAAGGAGCUGUUGAUGAAGGUCAAUACUGCUGAAAACCUGGUGAUCUGCGAGACGAAUAUCUACGAUGCGGACAUGUUUGCUGCGACUUGGAGACCUAUCGUGGCGACACUCAACUAUGUUUUCGUGUCAGCUACGGAGGAUGCCGUCUUCCAGAGAGUGAUCGCUGGCUACAGCCAGUGUGCUCAAAUCGCCGCACGACAUGGCAUUUCGGAAUGUCUUGAUCACAUCAUUCUGAGCCUUGCCAAGAUCAGCACACUCGCAACGGAGACUCCUCCAAGCACGAGCUUGAAUACCGAAGUCCAAGCAAGUGGCAAGAGUAUUAUGGUGAGCAAGUUCGCAGUCGACUUUGGCAGAGACCACAAGGCCCAGCUGGCAACUCUUGUCCUUUUCCGCAUUAUCAACGGCCAUGAAGACACAAUUCGGGAUGGCUGGACUCAGAUUGUUCGCAUCAUUGUGAAUCUCUUCGUCAACUCUCUUGUGCCCACGAGUUUCACGAGUAUAUCCCGCGAUCUGGAUCUACCGCCCAUACCUCUACAGUCUCCAGCCCAGGUCAUCGAGCGCAAUGAUAAGAGCAAUGACGUUGGGCUGUUCAGCGCUUUCACAAGCUAUGUCAGCAGCGUGAUGAACGAUGAACCUCCGGAGCCGAACGAUCAAGAAAUCGAGGCCACGUUAACAACGGUUGACUGCAUAAAUGCAUGUCGCUUUGAAGAGAUCCUGGGCAAUGUCAGCGAGUUGCCGAUUGACAGUCUCAAGAGCCUGACCAUGUCGUUGCUCUCACAUUUGCCAGAACAAGACUCUCCCAGAGUCAUCGCAGUGAAGCCAGAAUUGCCUGCGCCUACACCGCUGCGAGGCAACGGCACCAAAGUCCGGGACGAGCCUCCUGCAUACAACCCCGCUGUUGUGUACGUAUUAGAGCUUGGCACGAUACUUGCGCUUCGCGACGAAGAAACCAUCACGAUAUUGGGACCAGAAGUCGCCGAGGCGCUGACCAGCGUGACCCGCGAUACGGACAGACUACACCCAGUGGCGCUGAGUCGAACGGUAUUCUACCUGCUCAGUCUGCUUCGAGCAAGUAAUGACCACGGGUACAUUCGAGCCCCAGUCGUCCUGCACGCGAUCUCCUCCUUUCCGCAAAACUUACUCAAACAGUGUGCUCUACCAAUCCUGAAGGGUAUAUACGGAUGCAUCUCCGGCCCUCAAGCAGAACUUCGCAAUGAGCUGGCUGGAAGUCCAGACUUCUGGAACAUCGUGCAUAAUCUGCACCGUGAGACAGAUGCUGCUGGACUAGUUUUUCAGAUCGCGGAGAGUGUAUCAGAUGGCCCGAAUGCCGCGAUAACACCUGACAAUUACGAAGCUUGCGUGGCGUUACUCAAUGCCUUCGCUACAGCUGGCAGCAUUGGCGCACGUGCAGAACAGGCCGCGCGUGCGGAAGCGUAUCCACAAUCCGGACGAAGAGGGCAAAAGCCGCCUUCGCGCAAGGCCGAGAACGCAGAAGAGGAGACGACGCCUGAGAAGAAGAAGCCCAAGAAGCCUGAAGCCGUCGUCCGUGGUGCUCGUGCCAUUUCUUUAGUCUCGCAGCUGGCAGGAAGGGUGCCUCAGCUCAUCAAGCAAUCGCAGCUCGAAACGGAAGAAGCUUGGAAGACGUACUGGUCCCCCGUCUUCCGCUGCCUUGCUACCCAAUCCACAAAUCCUUGUCGCGAGAUUCGGCAGCUGUCUCUUUCCAGCUUACAGCGAUGCCUACUCUCUCCCGAGCUCGCUUCGCCCGAUCACACCGAGUGGACUAACAUUUUCUCGGAAGUGCUCUUCCCGCUGAUUCAACAACUCCUGAAACCCGAAGUCUACCAAACCGAUAUGGUUGGCAUGGGCGAGACUCGUGUACAAGCAGCACAGCUUCUGUGCAAGAUCUUCCUACACUACCUCGUCCUGCUUUCGGAAUGGCCUGGUGUUGCGGAGCUCUGGUCUGGGAUAUUGGAAGUCAUGGAGCGGCUGAUGGGAAGUGGACAGCGGGACGGUGGAAUCCUGGAGGAAGCUGUGCCGGAGAGCUUGAAGAAUAUUUUGCUGGUCAUGGGCUCGGGUGGGUACAUGAUCCCGCCGCCUGUGGAAGGCGAUGAUGAGCGGACAGACUUGCAGAAGAAGCUCUGGGAUGAGACAGAAGUUCGCUUGGAGAGGUUCCUGCCUCAGCUGAUGAAUGACGUAUUCCCAGAGAGGGGCCCGCGAAAGGCUGCAGAGGCUGAGGAGGCGACAGAGGAGAAGGCGAAGGUGGAAGAGGCAGCAGAGGAGGACGACAGUGCGGAGAAGGCAGAGGCGUAGAUGAAAUGAGCAUUUGCAUGUGAAAAAAGUGUAGAUGCAUAGAAGAGAGUGUAUGUUUACUAUAAGAUGAGAUGAACGUCUAUCACGAGUUUUCCUCUCUAUA
This is a messenger RNA of Cercospora beticola, 5090 nucleotides long. RefSeq lists its product as uncharacterized. The record is from RefSeq and is a predicted model, not a curated record. Gene Ontology annotation, biological process: regulation of ARF protein signal transduction. Gene Ontology annotation, molecular function: guanyl-nucleotide exchange factor activity. NCBI's taxonomy places the organism in Eukaryota, Fungi, Ascomycota, Dothideomycetes, Mycosphaerellales, Mycosphaerellaceae.